UUGUAACCACAGCCGAAGAAGAAGGAAGCGCCGGCGGUGUCUGUCACAGCACAAGUGAAGACGGCUCGAGAUGAACUACAGUCCGCUCCGGACACUGACACUUAUGGACAACGUCGUUUAGUAAAAUGGACGCCAGCAAUUAUGCCACAACCCAGAAUGAUGCUGGUGGUGACAGGAGAUGACUUUGGCUACUGUCCUCAGAGAAACCAGGGGAUCGUCGACUGUUUCCUGGCAGGAGGCAUCUCCAACGUGUCGCUGCUGGUUAACGCGACUGCCGCAAAAGAAGCAGCUGAUCUCGCUAAAAGACACAACAUCCCCAUCGGACUCCAUGCCAACCUGUCAGAGGGGAUCCCAGUGUGUCAGAGUGUGCAGGAGUCUUCCACGCUGAUAAACCAGCAUGGCUUCUUCCAGGGAAAGAUGGGCUUCCGUCAGGCGCUGGAGCGAGGCCAGCUCAGCAUGAAGCAGGUGGAGCAGGAGCUGCGGGCUCAGGUCCGGCUGUUCAGAGAGCUCACGGGUCACCUGCCCCAGCACAUGGACGGACACCAGCACAUCCAUGUGCUGCCAGAGGUGCGGGAGGUGUUUGCUCAGGUGCUCUCAGAUUUCAGGAUCCCGUACACGCGUGUUCCAGUGGAACUAGGUCUGCACAGCUGCCCGUGGCUGCCUCUGCACCUGCAGAGAUUCUACACGCAGGUGGAGAAGAACGCGUUGGACUCCAUUCCUGUCUUCACCCGCUAUGGAAUCAGGUGGCCAGACGUGUACCUGGGACUGACCACCAUGGGGCAGAACAUGUCCGUGCCACACCUGCAGAGGGCGCUCCACCACGCUCUGUCUGCAGGGCCCUCUUCAGGCUACAGCUCCAACAGUGCGUCGGGCUCGGAUCAAGCCGUGGUGACGGCAGAGCUCAUGGUUCACCCCGGUUACCCCAGUCACCCUCAGGACGGCGGCUGUGGAGAGGGUCCCGACGAUUUCUCCCAGUCAGCUGACCGACAGCAUGAGCUGAGAGUGCUGAGCGAGCCGUCCCUGCUCGCCCUCUACAGUCAGGAGAGGGUACAGCUGUGUGCCUUCAAAGACCUCUCACUGCUGCUGCCCAAGAACGCCUGACGUGGACGUUCUGUGUGACGCCCGCGAUCCACACGUUCUCUCUCAGUGUUCUCAUAAAAAUGCAACUUACGAGAAAACCUCAUAACUCUAGAAAUAGAAAUAGGAAGGAAAUGGUUAAUAUUUUACUAUGAAACUGUAAAAUCGUAUGAAUUUUAGCUGCAGUGUUAAAAUCAAAUUAACUUUUAUAGAUUUUUAAAAUGUAUAUUAUUAUUAUUAUAAGCAUAAGUGGCAUUUGUGUAAAUGUAGGGUACAAUUAAAAAAAGAGAGGUGAGGAUAAAUUGGAUUACUUUUAGAUUUAUUUAUUUUUUUAAUUAAUAUGUACAGCUUCUACUACACAUACAGUAUGUUAAGCUAUAAAUAGCAAACGUUAUAUUAUUAUU
This is a messenger RNA of Solea solea (common sole), 1481 nucleotides long. It is a transcript of the gene ydjc, whose product is annotated as YdjC chitooligosaccharide deacetylase homolog. The transcript is spliced from 6 exons. Lineage: Eukaryota; Metazoa; Chordata; Actinopteri; Pleuronectiformes; Soleidae. Bases 142 to 1101 code for a protein of 319 amino acids. Gene Ontology annotation, molecular function: deacetylase activity. The record is from RefSeq and is a predicted model, not a curated record. Gene Ontology annotation, biological process: carbohydrate metabolic process.